AUGGCCGCGGACAGCGAUGCGGGCGGCCCGCGGGACCCCGAGCCGGGCCAGCAGCUCCGCGCCCUCUUCUACGCCCUGCCGCCCGGCGAGAGCUCCUUCCGCUCGGUGGAGGAGGUGCCCGACUACGUGGAGAAGAGUAUUCCAUUCUUCAUUACUUUCAUUGGGCUGGAAUUUGCUGUCAGCUGGAUUCAGAAGCGUAAACUAUCGGGUCGUAUUAAUGAUGGCAUAAGUUCUCUUUCCUUAGGUAUCCUGUCUCGACUGCCAGAUGUUUUAUUCAGAAGUGUUGACUUAAUUAGUUACAUCUAUGUAUGGAAUAACUACAGACUCUUUGAACUGCCCUGGGACUCUCCAUGGACGUGGUAUUUGACACUUUUGGGAGUGGACUUUGCAUACUACUGCUUUCAUCGCAUAAGCCAUGAGGUUAAUAUAAUAUGGGCUGCGCACCAAGUACACCAUAGUUCUGAAGAUUACAACUUAUUCACAGCCUUGAGACAAUCUGUACUGCAGAAAUACACCUCCUGGAUGUUCAACUUGCCCAUGGCUCUUUUCAUUCCCCCUUCAGUGUUUGCUGUUCAUUUACAGUUUAAUCUACUUUACCAGUUUUGGAUACACACAGAGGUUAUCACCAAACUUGGGCCACUGGAGUGGAUUCUUAAUACUCCCAGUCAUCACAGAGUUCAUCAUGGUAGAAAUCCUUACUGCAUUGACAAAAAUUAUGGCGGCACACUUAUUAUCUGGGACAGGAUAUUUGGAACAUUUGAGGCUGAAGAUGCAAAAGUUGUAUAUGGUUUAACACAUCCAGUAAAUUCAUUUGAUCCCAUCAUGCUCCAGCUACGUCCCUUGGCUCAUAUUUGGAACACAUUUUGGGCCACACCUGGAUUCUGCAAUAAGCUUUCUGUCAUAUUCAAAGGGCCAGGCUGGGGACCAGGCAAACCUAGACUUGGCCUUCCUGAGGAAAUCCCGGUGAUCACUGGAAAAGAAGUUCCCUUCAAUCCAAUUGUACCAGCUUAUCUUAAUUGCUAUGCAGUUGUACAUUUUGCUGUAAUAGUGGACUUGUACACUGAACUCCUUGCUACUGUGACUAUGUUAUCACAGGGAACUGUUCUCCUGAGAAUUGGCUUUAUCAUUCUGUCCCUGGCCUCUUUUGGACUACUUAUGGAGAAUAAGUCCAAAGCAGAAAUUUUGGAAAUCAUCCGCUGCUUAGUCUUCAUAGGUAUUUACAAACUUGGCUACUUUAGGAGUCAAUUUUCUUUCUUGGGCUAUGCAUAUGAGGUCUUGUUUUCCCUCUGUGCUGCAUUCUGGGGAAUCCAAAUCAUGAAGCGGAUCACUUCGUGCAAAGAUAAACGUCACUGAAAGAGCAAAUCUAUCUCUUUAAUUAUGGAAACAGCACUUUAGAAUAAUGUUCUAAGUUCCUUGGAAUUAAUCAACCAUGAAUCUUACCUAAUUGCAAUCAGUUCAGUUAUGAUAGGAGAGGUUUGUGAUUUGGUAAGAAUGUUUGAAAGCUUCUUUAGAGGGCGUAUUCAUUUUUAUUUGAUUUUUUUAAAGAAAUAUUUAAUUUCUCCCCAAUUUAAAUAAAACGUUCAUUCACAACAUGGAUUUUUUACGUUCAUAGGAUUGCAAAUUUUUGGAAACCAUGUAAAACUAAUUUCAUUUUUGCAGUAAUUUUGUUCGUAAUUAUAUGUGAAAAGUAUUUUUCACAAGAGGAAUUAUUAAAAUCAUAUUUGUUGUAACCCGGUGUAAAGUGACUGACUGUCUUCCUAGUGAGGCUAAACAUAAACAUAUGUGAAUGUCGGUUUUUCUGUAAUGAUUGAAUUACACCAGAAUCUCCCUGUCAUGCCCAAUUCAGUGUUCAUAACAUACAGCUACAUGAGGAUGAGUAGUCGUAGCAAGAAAAUGAUUAAAACCAGCAUGAUAAAAUAACUCGAACUAGUAUGAGUUGAAACAUCUUAAAUAAAAUUGGCUGAUGUAUGUGUUGUAUAAUGCA
Molecule: messenger RNA, 1984 nt
Organism: Neopelma chrysocephalum (saffron-crested tyrant-manakin)
Lineage: Eukaryota; Metazoa; Chordata; Aves; Passeriformes; Pipridae
Gene: AGMO
Product: alkylglycerol monooxygenase
Exons: 13
Coding region: 1-1353 (450 amino acids)
Biological process (GO): lipid biosynthetic process
Cellular component (GO): endoplasmic reticulum
Molecular function (GO): iron ion binding; oxidoreductase activity
Source: RefSeq, a predicted model, not a curated record